GCGUGGUAUAUUGCAGCCGGAUGUGUACGUUUGUUUGUUAUACGUAACGACGUAUUGCAGUUGCAAGUUUUUAGCCUUUUCGUUUGUCGCCAGAAUUGACAUUGAUUUCCGAAAAUCUCGAAUAUAUUCAAGUAUCGAGUAUCCUGGUCGCAAGUUUUUCUCCAAGAGACAGCUCGUGUAAUACUCGUGCAAUAAAUAGCACAACUAGUUGUUUCGCUCGUUAGUGGGACGACAGAUGUGGAGGCUCGACGCGAGACUUCGAUAAUUCGCUCAAAAAUGCAAGUGCAAGACACUGAAGGUGCGGACGGUUCACCAUGGAACAACUCAAGUGGCUGUGACGAGGAUCGCAGACCGGCUCAAAAGGAGGGUAAAAAGUCAAAUGUGCUACCGCUAUGGGGCAAUGAGAGGACCAUGAAUCUAAAUCCAUUGAUCCUCACCAACAUACAAUCGUCACACUAUUUCAAGGUGAAUUUGUACGAGCUCAAAACUUACCAUGAAGUGAUAGACGAGAUUUACUAUAAGGUCUCCCAUCUCGAACCGUGGGAAAAAGGUAGCAGAAAGACUGCGGGUCAGACUGGCAUGUGUGGAGGCCGGUUCAUGCAGGUUCGAGGCGUGGGAGCUGGCGGGAUUGUCUCUACGGCGUAUUGCUUGCUCUACAAGCUCUUCACACUGAGGCUGACUAGAAAACAACUAAAUGGACUCAUCAACCACCCGGAUUCACCCUACAUUCGCGCCCUAGGAUUCAUGUACAUUAGAUACACACAGCCACCGGCAGACUUGUUCACCUGGUACAGCGACUACCUGGAGGAUGAGGAGGAGCUAGACGUAAAAGCAGGCGGCGGGCAAACGAUGAAGAUGGGCGAUAUCCUGAAGCAGUUCCUCACUAAGCUCGAAUGGUUUUCAACAUUGUUCCCACGCAUACCAGUACCGAUUCAGAAGGACUUGGAACUGCGACUGGCCGAGCGGUUUCCGCAGCAGCAGAUGAACGCGCGCAACGCCAAACCACCCAUCACGCUCAACAGUCACGGCAAGUACGGCGGUAAGGACGGCCGGAAGGACAACGGGAACCUGACAUCCCGGAAUCAGCAGCCUCGGCACAUCCCCGACAGCGAGGCUCAGUGGGGCGAGGCCGAGCGUACGAGUCACUGGCGUGCCAGAUCCGAUGAGGAUCGUAAGGACAGGAACAGGGAAGGACGUGAUCGGGAACGAGAUCGGUUGCGAGAGCGAGACAGGGAGAGAGUUCGCGAACGGGACCGGGAGAGGGACAGGCACGGCAAGAGGUCCAACAGCCGCGACAGGAGUAGAAGGCAGAGGGAGUGCAGAAGCCGCAGCAGAGAUAGAUCGUACAGAGAUCGCAGCAGGGAUCGUCAUCGCGACAGAGACCGACAUCGGGAUAGGAGAGGCUCGCCGUACGACUACGCCACAGAAUUGGCACGCGAGCGCGAGAGGCAACGAAGGGAGAGGGAAUAAACGAGUGAAUGCUAUACACAAUGACAUGUACAUAUUCAAUUAUUUGUACGAAUUGUAUAGCUAUGGGGGGGGGGGGGGAUUAAGCGAUAAGCGAAUUAGAGCCGAGCCACUAUACCACUAUCCUCAUCACUACCAUCACCACCAUGCAACGUGCACUCCUCGUGCAGGAUAUAUCUCGGAGUAGUAAUCUGGAGUGGAGUGUACUAGCCUAAAUCUAAUUCGUCUAUAUUCACACUCUAUGUAGUUUACAUGUUUUUAUAAAAUAAAAUCGUCACCGUCA
Molecule: messenger RNA, 1750 nt
Organism: Ooceraea biroi (clonal raider ant)
Lineage: Eukaryota; Metazoa; Arthropoda; Insecta; Hymenoptera; Formicidae
Product: pre-mRNA-splicing factor 38B
Source: RefSeq, a predicted model, not a curated record